Messenger RNA from Drosophila subobscura, 530 nucleotides. Its product is annotated as pupal cuticle protein Edg-78E-like. Lineage: Eukaryota; Metazoa; Arthropoda; Insecta; Diptera; Drosophilidae. The transcript has 2 exons. The record is from RefSeq and is a predicted model, not a curated record. Gene Ontology annotation, molecular function: structural constituent of chitin-based larval cuticle. Gene Ontology annotation, cellular component: chitin-based extracellular matrix. The coding region runs from base 78 to 437 and encodes 119 amino acids.
GCCGAUGCCAUGGUAGCUAUAUAAGCCUCCGACUCUGAAGAUCACCCAAACAGUGUGGACCAGACAAUUCCGACAACAUGUUCAAGCUUACAAUCUGCCUGCUCGCUGCCCUGCUCGUGGCUUAUGUCCACGCAGACAACAUCGACAAAGAUGCCACCAUCCUGAGUGAGAAGAACGAUCCCGCCGAUGCAGAGGGCAACUAUGCCUACUCCUUCGAUACUAGCAACGGCAUUCAAGCCCAGGAGGCUGGCAAUGCCAAUGGCGCCUCUGGUAGUUUCUCUUUCAUCUCGCCGGAGGGUGAGAAUAUUGCACUGACCUAUGUGGCUGAUGAGAAUGGAUUCCAGCCGUCAGGUGCCCAUCUGCCCACUCCACCACCAAUUCCAGAGGGCAUCAUCCGUGCCCUGGAGUACAAUGCCGCCCAUCCAUCCAGCGAAUAGAUAUGGAUUGAAUGCCCUUAUGCAGGCCUAGUCAGUUGCUUAGUUUUAAGCACGUUGCACAUAAUUAAAUAGAAGAAAAUUUGUAGACACACA